CUUGUGCGGGGAACAGCUGAUUUUACAGCAAGUGUCAAUUUGUUCAAUUCUACAGAAAUCACGGAAGUUAAAAUUACUUAAAUUUAAUAUGGAUAUUGAAGACAACUCCAGCCGAAAUCCUCUACUAGAAGAAUGCUGUGAAGAUUUGUUUGGUAUACAUCUGGAUCCUCCAGAUAGACGCGACAAAUGUGAGAAAUGCAAGAGACCAGCUGUGGUCUGUUGGUGCCCAUCAUUACCCAAUCCGCCACUUGACAUCAAAUCUGCGAUUGUUAUAUUGCAACAUCCUGCCGAGGAGAAGCGUUCCCUGCGCACAGCCUUAAUGCUGCAACUUGGCGUAACACCCGGAAAAUGUGUGGUAUAUAAAGGCAAACGAUUUCCAUCGCCAAAGAAUCAAGCCGAGCUAGAACCAAUCCUAAAUUCACCCAAUUCUUUACUACUUUAUCCGAGUAAAGACUCUGUGCCUAUAGAAUGUGUUAUGGCGCAAAUAAACACAGAUCAAGAUGAACGGAAUGAGGAACAACCUUUUACUUUGGUGCUUAUUGAUGGUACAUGGCCACAGGCAAAAGCAAUUUAUGCUAGCAGUCCCAUGCUGCACGGCAUGCGACAAGUCAAACUUAUAGCGGCCGGCAAUAGCGAUUAUAUCAUACGCACGCAGCCUACCGAAGGAUGUCUCAGCACACUAGAAACAGCGGCGCAAGCACUAUCGGUGCUGGAGCAACGCGCUGAAUUGCGCCAACUGCUAGUACGUCCACUGCAUACCUUGUGUAAAUAUCAGUUGGAUAAUGGCGCUGUGGAACACCAAUCGAAAGAAUUUCGCAUUAAAAAUCAACAAUAUCCUAAACAAAUUGGUAAACGAUUAAAUCGUUUGCUCAAUUAUAGUACAAUUUGUCGACCUGAGGCGAGGGAAGAAAGUAUGAUGAAUGGAAUGGAUACGAACUUACAACAGCAGCAACAAGAAACGUGAAAGUAGGCAGAUUCAUUUCACAAACAUUUGUGUACAAUAUAAGUUGCGUUCCAGAUGCUUCCGGAUUUGCAGGAAAAGCUUUUUUCUCCAUUAAUAAACCUUAUGAAAGAUGGUCACCUGGAACGGCUUCCUGUAAAAACCUGCAUAUCGUGAAGCAUCUGCAACGCAACUAUAGCUUUAAGUGCAUUUAUUUUCUUUUAUACAUAUGUAUGUAUGUAUUGCUAGUUUGUUAAGUAUGUAACUUGAGUUUAUAGCAAUUUUUUAAGUGCGCAUAAAAAUCAUGAAAUACUUGCAAAUGUAAGUUUGUUAGAAAAUCUGUAAAGAUUUGUGCAGAAUCUCAGAAUCAGAAGCCUUAAGUCAAUGUUUGAUUGUCCGCAGCUUCAAGCGUGCGUUUCAUAAGACACUUGGCUAUGGCAUAAGUACGCACACAUGCAUUUACUUCGCUUUCUGAAAGUUAAAUCGUUUAAAAAAUAAUAUUUUUAUAAUACAUUAACUUACCUGAUUCUGAUUCACAUAAUUCAACUGAAUCGGCGAUUAUUGACCACAUAGUUUGCAUUAUCAGAUCCUUAUUUAAAUGCCAAUUUUUUAUUAAGCCCGACUUUUCCAAGAAACAACGUAUGAAACACUGGAGGAAUACAAAUAAAGUGUCGUGGUUGUAACGGUAACAAAAUAUUUGGUAUCAACGUUUUGGUUUUGUUUUUUUUAAUUAAAAAUGUAUAAAUAUUUGUAAAUGCUCUAUUACCAUGCCCGUUUUAUCUGUUGUGUCUGACAUCUCGCCCGUUGUGUUGAAUUGCACAAUGUAAUCUGUUAAAAAAAAAAAAUCGUAUAUCUUUAAUGUUUUUACAACGUUUCAGUUAUUAGCUUUCAAGUACAAAUAUACCCAUUGGUAUAGAAAAGCUGGCAUUGCAGGUACUCAUCACUUCCUCAACAUUAAAGGUAUUGCUUCCAUACGUUUGUGCAGCUAUUGGUAUAUCUGUUUGGUCCGCAGUUAUACCAGCCAUAACUGACUGAGUUUUGUGCUGUACAUAAAUAUCUCCAUUAUCCUUGGGCCGACUCUGUGCUCUAACCAUAUUGCAACAAUAAAGCAGUAAAAAAGUAAGCGUCAGCUG
This is a messenger RNA of Rhagoletis pomonella (apple maggot), 2073 nucleotides long. Its product is annotated as tRNA-uridine aminocarboxypropyltransferase 2-like. Bases 89 to 964 code for a protein of 291 amino acids. The transcript has 2 exons. The record is from RefSeq and is a predicted model, not a curated record. NCBI's taxonomy places the organism in Eukaryota, Metazoa, Arthropoda, Insecta, Diptera, Tephritidae.